AUGGUGAAAGGGAAGUUGUCCGACCUCUUAGGGUGUCCUGCCGUUCAGCUGACUCUGUUGAUAGGUACUACCCCCUGGUCCGAUGACAAGCUGCUGCGGGAAGUCUUCAGUGGCUCUGAUGGUCAGAUGCCGACCCUCUCUGUGAUCAAGUCAGAAGGCUGGGUGCCCUUACGAAUGCAGGCCUUAAAGGCAAAGGUGGAGAAGCGUGGCAAGGUCCAAAGCGACCCGGCAGAAGGUGGGCUCUCCGCUGAUGCCGCGCUGCCGGAGGGGCUGGAAUUCCCCAGUGCCUUGCGGUUGCUGCUGCAGCACGGGGCGAAAUGGACCUUUGGGGCGGAAGGGAUUCCACCCCUUUGUCUAUACGCAGCCACCAGGGAGGUGGGCAAUGACAUCUUUGGAGAUGAGGAGUGCAAAGCGGAUUGGAUGGAGGAACAUGGGGAAGAUAGCUGUGCUGGCGAUGACUGGAUUUGCAUUGGGGAGUCCUCAGAGUUCGAUUACUUCUUUGUCAAUCUGCGGAAAACUUCACCAAACUUUGGUAUGGUGAAGCACAUCGUGAACAACUGUGAUGAGGACCCCGACGAGACGGGAUUCUCAGAGGCGCCCUUUGAUCGCUUCUUGGACAUUGUGGAGAGCUUUGCAGAGCACCAGGCCGUGGAUGAGGAUGAUUGUGAACCAUUGCACUCCUUUCAGUUCAGAGCUCUCCAGGCCAAGAAGAAAAAAAGACUUGAUGUGGCAAGUGUGGCUCGGGCGCAACCUCACAUUGAUUAG
Cladocopium goreaui is the source of this 765-nucleotide messenger RNA. Lineage: Eukaryota; Dinophyceae; Suessiales; Symbiodiniaceae. The record is from the annotation of a GenBank genome assembly.